Messenger RNA from Mobula hypostoma (lesser devil ray), 1595 nucleotides. RefSeq names its product somatomedin-B and thrombospondin type-1 domain-containing protein. The transcript is spliced from 5 exons. The record is from RefSeq and is a predicted model, not a curated record. The coding region runs from base 263 to 1033 and encodes 256 amino acids. NCBI's taxonomy places the organism in Eukaryota, Metazoa, Chordata, Chondrichthyes, Myliobatiformes, Myliobatidae.
CCGGGGCAGUGCGUUCCCCGCCUCUGUGUUUGGGAUAACUUGCAUCGUCGCUGGACGGAGAGAUCCCAGUUCCAGUUUGCUUCUGGCUCUACAGCCGAACUUAACUGCACCAUCAUAAACGCCUGCCUCCCCUCCCUCUCGCCUUAUAUGUUUCAUUAGAAAAACCUAUCGAGUUGCCGAGAACUUCUCUACCUCCCAUGUGAAGGCGAGAACCCUGCUGUGUGUGUGUGUGUGCGAGGAGAGGGAGGGCGAAAGGAACGACAUGGAGCAUCUCUCCGGCACCCGGGGUUGUUUCGCGUUGUUGACACUGACGGUGUGGUUGCGAGGGGUCGCGGCCGGCUGUUCCGACAGGGAGAAUCCCAAAUGUUGCACGGGAAGAAAUAACCAGUGCUGGGAUUUCACGAGAAGGCGGACGACGUGUUACUGCGAUACCUACUGUGCGAAAACAGCGGACUGCUGCGAAGAUUACAACGCGGUUUGUCAAAUUUCAGCCAUUGACUGUAUAGUUGGUCCAUGGGGCUCCUGGACUGAAUGUAGCUCGUUGUGCGGCAUCGGAAGCAGAGAAAGAGUGAGGCUCGUCAUCAUCCCACCCAGGAACGGAGGGACACCCUGUCCUGAUCUGAAGCAACGUCGGGGUUGCUAUGGACACGACCCUGACCAAUGCCACUCAGUUAAAGAGGUGGCGAAGAUUUUGCCCAACUCCUACAAGCGGAGCUUCAAAGACCCUUGGAAAAGACCACACAUGAUGGCAAAGGAGCAAAGACCAAGUUACUGCGCUUACUUUCGAAUGAAGGAGGUGAGCUCCUCCUGCCACCUGGGCAUCUGGACCAACCAGCUGUUCCGGGAGAAACGUGUCUGCAUCGAGUGCCAGGGAGAAGCCAUGGGAAGCAGGGAUCGGUGUGAAGGCGAUGGGCUGGAGGGAACCAGGACCUUCUGGAUAGUCGCUUCCCACCCGGGAUGUCAUGGAUCGUGGGUGCGCGAAUCACUGCGGGCGAACUGCCAGUGCCCCCCGCAGUCACUGAUCUUCAUCUAAUGUGCUAUGUGAAGCGAGCAGUUCCCCAAGAUCCACAGGAAAUGGGUGGGGGGGGGCUGCAGAGUUUUAUCACCAUUCCUAGAGACGUCACAUAGCAACGAGAGAGAGAGAGAGAGAGAGAGAGAGGGGGGGAAGAGAGACAGGGAAAGAGGGAGAGAAGGUGAGAGAGAGGGAGAUGGGGGAGAGAGGGACAGAGAGAUAGGGAGAGAUGAGGAGCAUGAGAUAGAGGGAGAGAGACAAAGAGAGAGAGAGAGAGAAGUAUGAAAGGUAGCCAUAUAAGCUUGCUGCAUGCUUUUUUUAAAAUCACAUUAUCCUUCCGUUCCGCAUAAGCACAUUGAAAGACUUAUAUCCUCACAACAGAAUGGUGAAAUUCUAUAUCAAAGAGAACUGCUAAUGAACUUUUAAACUUUUUUACCUCUGAAAUUCUGCUGGGAGCUAUCUCCACAGUCACACUUGCAUUUAGUAAAAUAAAAGCACACUGAAAAAUAUAGCAUUUUCCUUUUAAUUGUUUUCAAUGUUUCUUAAUUGCCUGGCCAUGUGCUAUGUAACUGGGAAUAGGGAA